Talaromyces proteolyticus is the source of this 303-nucleotide messenger RNA. RefSeq lists its product as uncharacterized. The transcript has a single exon. Lineage: Eukaryota; Fungi; Ascomycota; Eurotiomycetes; Eurotiales; Trichocomaceae. Bases 1 to 303 code for a protein of 100 amino acids. The record is from RefSeq and is a predicted model, not a curated record.
AUGUCUUUCCUAUUGAGAAGGUUAUUCCGCAACCCUAAUCUUCCCCCAUUGGCCCACCCACUUUGGAUAUCACCUUCGCUGUCGGUUGCCCUGCGUCUCGCUAUCAAGACUUCUAUGUUCCGAGCUCUCAAAUUUCAAGCAAGGGGCUAUACUACUGGACUUGCUCGGGCUCGAGACGACGGUGGCGGGACCGAAGGCGCGUUUACGAGCAAGUUUUAUGAUGGAAAGGCCAGAAUCUGGGUUGCUGCCUCUCAGGCAGACUCAUAUAUGAAGCGCCAUUCCUGGGGCACGAAUCGAUUGUAA